[Torrubiella] hemipterigena is the source of this 4019-nucleotide messenger RNA. The record is from the annotation of a GenBank genome assembly. NCBI's taxonomy places the organism in Eukaryota, Fungi, Ascomycota, Sordariomycetes, Hypocreales, Clavicipitaceae.
CGCAAUGUGAAUCCCACGUAGUUUUCUGUGUAAUUCUCUUCCUUUACCGGGCUUAACAAACACUGAUUUGCUGUCGUGGUGGACCUCGGCCUUAAUGGGUCGAAUAACACCUGCACGGCCGGCCAUGGCGUCGGCAUUGGCUCCAUCAUCAGGCGUAGGAGGACACUGUACACUCGAACUAUCUCUCCCAAGAUUCGAUCCCGACACACUCGUCUGGGUUAAAUGUGAGCCGGCUCUCGAUGGCGGCGAAAACCCUGCGCUGACUGUGUCGUCUUCAGUAGGGGGUGUCAGAGCCAGGGCGGGUGGUGGCUCGAGUAUGAUGGGCGUGUCAUUGCUAGGCGGUUGUUGCUGCUCUUCCUGUUGCUGCUCUUGUUCCCCCAACUCGUAAUCUUCACGACGUCUUCUAUCCGGUGUAUACCACCAGUCGGGAACGAAACUGAAAUCGAAUACAGAUUGUCUCGACAUUGUCAACCAAUUGUCUUAGUUGGGCUCUGCGUCACAUGGUUGUCUUGCAUCGUACAACACAAGGCGGUGCCUGAGAUUUUGUUUCUUUCUUCAACGCAACGGGCCUCCAACUCAGAUGCGUGCGCCACGAAUUUCCCCAAAGCUGCCACCGACGGACCCCAAAAGAGGACCUGGAGACUAGUUGUUACAGUCGGCGCAAUUUUCGGGGAGAGGCUGCAGAUUGACUUUCAGCUAAUGCCGGUGGCUGACGGGCUGCAAGAGAAGGCUCCCAGGGUCGACGAAGUCUCGUGCGUUUCUGUAUAAGUCAGACAACGUUGUAAAUCCGACUAGUGUUUCUCACAUAGACCAAAACAUCAUAGUCUUCAUUUCAACGCCUUUACUGCAUCACAGUUACAAAAUUAUUCCCUUCGAACGUCGACUGAGGGCUCACGGUCGCUCCCUCUUCAUGCAUGCGCCUCAAACUCGCCACCGCUGAUCGACAAGGCGGCCCGGUCCCAUGGCCGCUAGGCUGCCGCCAUUUAGCUGAAGUUUCAAAGUUGUGGUAAUUAAUACAGUGUAAAUUCGGUCUUGCGCUGGUUGUAGAGGCGAAAUUCUUCGCCAGCCCUUCCACAGACCCUGGUGCAGUGUGCCUGCUAAAGAAAGGUAUACUUGUCCCGUGUCAUGUCAUAAGAUCACUAGUAUGCCAUGGGCAGUGCAACGAGGCGAUGGAAUCUGUACCACCUUUCCAAAGACGCGCUGUAAAGAGAACUCACCAGUGAAGCGAAAUCAGUAACUUGUCUGGUGAUGCUUCUAAAGCCGUGGAAAAUCCCCAGCAUGCCUUCCCCUCAGCCACCAAAGACAGGCGUGUAAGGCAACUUUCUAGCACUCACAUGCUUCUACGGCGCUGUGCGACUCUCGAUUACACCGAAAACAGCCCUCCUACAGCCUACCUCUUCUCCUCACCCAGAGGUAGGUCUGCGCCUCCACGCUACUGUACAUAACCCCUACACAGCCCCUUCGGUCUGCAGUAGUUGCCCGGCUUUGCCCUACGCCUUUAGCUUGACAGACCAUAUGCCGACAUCGAAGAAUAGCGGAGUCAAUCGAAUAAUACAUUUUCAGCUUCUAGAAUGGAUCCACUCGUUCAAAAUGUGGUGAACAAUAGGUAUCUCCAACGGGAGCGGCUGCAGAUGCUGCUUGAGGAGCUAUUUCCGCCCAUGAUUGAGUUCGAAAUUACGCUUUCCAAUGGAAUAACCUCCUUCAUGGCACCCAGGAAAGUAACAGAGGUAAUGUUCUGGUACACCCUCGAGUUCCCCGUGUGAUGUUUAGGCUGACUGUGUCUGCCCCGUUUUCAGGCUGAGUUAAGGUAUGUGUCUAACUACGACCAUUCGUUUCAAUAGGCUAUGGGUUUUGACAAAAAGUGUUUUGUAGACGAGCUAGAAGUCCACGGCGUCCCACAUAACGCGAGCUGGUUGGCUGUGUACUGCGGUUUCGGCUCUGCAGUGUGGUUCUUUUUGUUGAGGGUGUACGCUUGGGUCAAGGUCGGGCGUUAUGAAUCUUGCUGCGGCUGCAAGGCGUACCCUCGGUCUUUUUCUGCAACACGCGAAUCCCGGAGGUCAGGCAUAUCUGGCUGCAUGUAUAUACUCUUCAGCAUUUCUCGCCUAUCAAAUACAGGCUAUUCCGUAUCCAGACAAGACUCUCAAGCCUCCACAACAUUACUCCAUAUUCCACUAUGACGUCUCUAGAUUUGGAUAAGUCGUGCGUGGAGGACAUGUACCACCCCUUGGUUCUGCUCGAUGUGGUUACCGACGGCACCGAACGCCACUGUCGAGAAAGAAAACUCCUCACCCAAGCGGAUGUAUCUGAUUAUAUCGAUGCCCCGAAUCAUCAAGAUUAUUCUUGUAGACUCAUAUCAAUUUGCCAAGCAAAUUCCUGGCACCCAUUGGAAAUUACCAAGCCAAUCCUUCUUUCCCUUUUGAACGGGCAUGGAUUCAGUCAAAAUGUAUAUGACUUGAUUUCAUGCUUCUAUUUGCGCGAUUCUGACUCGGAGGAUGCAUACUGCGUUCCAUUUACUGUAUCAAGCAGCUCAUCCUGGACAGAAAUCCAGUACUCUAUUCGGUAUCCAGAGUACAAAGAGCACGCGGGCGAGUGGGCCUUGAGACAAACCGCCGUGUGUCAUCGCAUCAACACAAGGACGAAACAGAGCAUCAUCCUACUGAUCAGCCCAACGCCGGACUCAAGAGGUCACAAUAUUUUGUCUCGACACCUCACUCGCUCUGAUGUAUUCAGCGGCAUCAAAGCUUGCUGGAUGUCGGCACACCAUGCCCUUUUGAACGGAUACCUCCCGGCCUGGAGAGGAUUCAAUGCCUUUCAUGAAGAGAAGUUUUUGCCAAUAAACAAUGGCACCUUUGUCUCAUACAUCGAAACUAAGAGGCUUCCGAUUGACUAUGGACAGCUCAGCUCCCUGCUCGGCAUCCUAGCUCGAGUCACCACCAGCACAACACUUCUUACGGGGGCGACAGAGCUUAUGGUGGAAAUGAAAAACUUUCUUGCAACACGUAAAGACGUAAUAGAAAGUAUUACCGUGUCGGAAAGACUCAUCAAUGCUACAGAUAAUCUGCGACGGCGAUGUGCGGCAGAUUUUAGGGUAGCCAACUUUCUGGAGGAGCGCAUCAAGUCGUCGUCUACCCUGCUUGCUCAGACGCUGGCUUUUCGAGAUCAAGAGAUAGCUAAGGAGCAGAACGCCACUAUGCUGGAGCUUAACAAGUCGGCCGUCUUUCAGAACGCCAAUAUGCUGGAGCUCAAUAAGUCGGCCGUCUUUAUCACAAUGCUGUCGCUUGUGUACGCCCCGGCGUCCUUUGUAGCAACUUUUUUCGGUAUGAACUUUUUCGCUAUGGACCAGGAAAACAGCCGAAUUGUUUGUACUUCCAUGGUUUGGAUAUAUAUACUGAGCACGGGCCUAUUGACUGGAAUAACAGUCAUGUUGUAUUUUUGGCUCAUCCAGAAUGACAAGGUGCUCUCUUGGAAGGGGCGCCUCGAACUACGAGCUAAGGGCAAGUGGCUGGCCCGAAAGAUGACUUUAAAUAGAAGCGAUAGCGCGUCGCAGAGAGUAUAAAAUAGUUGAAGGACAAGAGAACGAUAAUAUAUGUCGCUAAUUAAGACGAAUGAGGAACCUCGACCUUGUAGACUGUUGCGCGGCUGGCGCCGGUAAACGAAGUAAUAAGGACUUUGUCCAUAUCCUCCAUGCUCUCUUUGAUAACCGAAACCUCAUCUCCCAUUAUGAGUCCGGGUAGGACACACAACGCUGUAACUGAGAGCUUUGAUCGAAUUUGCAUGCGGAUUAGCAUCAUUUUUCUAUCAGAUGACUUAUAUCCUAAAGCCAGCAGCGUUCUAUCUUGGCCACUGCAAACCAGUUUAGUAAUACGAUAGUCAAGAAUGUCCCAUUCCGAUUUAUGGGCAUUUGAAUCCGUUGAAAAAGAUUCGAUAUGCAAUUUUUUCGUUCUUGUGACGACCGCACAAUUCAACUUGGAGUUCUUCAAUAAGCAAAACGUAGAAAAGAAUCCAGCUGUAGUGGAAAC